AUGUCGCCUCUCCUGAAAUUGCCUCUGGAACUCAAACUACAUAUCUGUCUCUAUCUAGACGCGGAAGCCAUCGUUGCCAUUCGCCAGACUUGCAAAGAGCUUUACACGCUCGAGAAAUCCUUCUACGACACCAUCUGGACUAACUGUGUGGACAGACUCUGUGAGGCGCACGAGCUGUUCGCUCCGACGUUCAAAUGGCGUCCAAUGUCUCCCAAAGGCCGAGAAGCCAUUGCCAGGAGGAUUGAUAUGAUGGAGCCAAUCCUCGAAAAGGCUUGGCAAGGGCCGUCUGACUCUGACCACUGCCAGGCCCCGCCGCCGAGCGAUGCCGUGGACCUUCUCUCUCGGGUGGACAACCCCGACGAGGAUAUUAGCUUCGAAUUUAUCGAGCUCCUCCCUGGGGGAAGGAUUUUGUUGCUCUUCAGCGCCAAUUUCCUGUAUGUGUGGGAUCUCGCGCCCUACCUCGACCAUCUCGCCACCCCUAUCGAGCGGAGAGUGCUUCUGCCUUGGAACUAUGCCCCCGAUACGCUCGUUCUGCCCGCUUUGGGUCCGGACAAGACCUCUGUGCGGUUCAUGAUCACGCUGGAACCUUUUCAUGGCGAGCUCCAGCCGCUUUACGCUGGCUGGGAUGUGGAGAGGCUGAGGAUCUUUCAGGUUAUGGAACUCUGUUUCGUCGAUGAUGGAGACCUUCACCUCGGCAAGAUUGGGCGCACCCUCCCUGUCUUCUAUCCGUUCUCUGAAAUGGACGCCGACUUCGACGAAGGGUAUCUCAAGGACCGCGAAGUUACGGAGGACUAUGUCUUGUUUCGAAUCCGGCGUAGGAUACUCGCGUGGAGUUUUAAGGAGAGCACGUACGCUGUUUGGGACCUCGUUGGCAGCGGUGGCGAUUCGGAGCGUAUCAGAUUCCAAAUCUCGAUGGCGGGGGACAGUGUACUGGUCUUCGAGGACGGUGAACUAACGGUAUACGAGAUGCCUCCAUUGAUCCCGGUCCCAGCGGGAGGUCAAGUCGUCGAUUUUACCCAACUGGGACCGACUCCAAUCGCUCGUCGGAUAUCGGUGCCUCUCCCCAAACACUCACUGGUCUGCGACGGCAAAUGCGAAGCGUGGCGCGGCUCCGCCGGCUACCUCACACCGCCAUACUACUACGUGCACCACAUCGACGUCGCAAAGGCGUGCGCCAAGACAGCGUGGUACCGCGUCGAUGUGGACUUCAGCUCGAGCCCGCCUGUACAGGUCACCGAGCUGGAGUGGGACGUGUCCCGCGAUUUGGAUGGGAAGGAGAGGAUUUGGGCGUUCAACAGGCCGUUCAAGGGAAAACUCGUCGCGACGUCUGUAUGGGGCUUGCCGUUGCAACCUGAUGGCGAGGGUGUGAUGCAGUCCUUGGGAGGACCGCAGAGUGCUUCGGUGUACAUCGCGGUCACAGCGCCGUCAACAUCUGAAGAGCUGAGCUCGCAGCCACCCGAAUCGAAAUCGCCGACAACCGUGACGAAGGGGUCCGGACUUCCAGUCCCACCGCGCGAAUCAACGCUGUUUCAUAUGGCGGAUGUGCAGGAUAUCGACGGAGAUUGGGACCACGAGGUUAAUUGUGACUUUUGUCCGCUUUCUGGGAUUCUUGUGGUUACGAGUCGGCGGUAUCGAGGCUCGCAGGUUCUCCCUGCGAAACGGAUACAGGUGUUCGACUUUGUUCGGCCGCGGCUGCGGUAG
Coprinopsis cinerea okayama7#130 is the source of this 1701-nucleotide messenger RNA. RefSeq lists its product as hypothetical. NCBI's taxonomy places the organism in Eukaryota, Fungi, Basidiomycota, Agaricomycetes, Agaricales, Psathyrellaceae. Gene Ontology annotation, molecular function: protein binding. The transcript is spliced from 4 exons. The record is from RefSeq and is a predicted model, not a curated record. Bases 1 to 1701 code for a protein of 566 amino acids.